Molecule: messenger RNA, 1794 nt
Organism: Cucurbita moschata (crookneck pumpkin)
Lineage: Eukaryota; Viridiplantae; Streptophyta; Magnoliopsida; Cucurbitales; Cucurbitaceae
Exons: 3
Coding region: 1-1794 (597 amino acids)
Molecular function (GO): nucleic acid binding; zinc ion binding
Source: RefSeq, a predicted model, not a curated record
AUGGAGUGCCCAGAGAACCAAAAUGUCGCCUGUGCAACCUUCGUCCUACAAAAGGACGCAGAGAUAUGGUGGAGAGAUAACAAAACCCUCCUUAACCCAGAAGGGGGACCAAUGAACUGGGAACGAUUUAAGGAGGCCUUCCUUAAAGAAUAUUAUCCUAAGUCAGAGCGACUUAAAAGGCAGCAGGAGUUCGCCCACCUAGUACAGGGAGGACUCACAGUGGAGAAGUACAACAGAGAGUUUAAUAAACUCAAGAGAUUUGCACCGUCCAUGGUGGACACUGAGGAAAAGAUGACAGAGAAAUUUGUAUUGGGUUUGGAACCAAGAAUCCGCCGCAUGUUGGAGGCAUUCAACCCAAAGACCUAUGAGGAAGCCUUGAGAACUGCCAAGGCUUUAGAGAAACCAAAGGAUGAGAAACGACAUGAAGAGCCAGUUGUAAUUGGGCAGAAGCGUCCUCAUGAAUCAGGAGGCUCUGACCGUCCACCACCAGCACGUAGGCACCGUUCCAAUAACAGACCCACUCCUAGAUGGGAUGAGCGACACCCUCCCCGACAUACUAAUAGGAACCCCAGGAAUCAAGAUGGGGCCAGAGGGAGGAGAGAGGAAGGGUGCACUAUCUGUGGAAGACUACACGGUGGGAGGUGCAUGGCUGGCAGCCGAGCGUGUUAUAGAUGUGGUCAAGAGGGGCACAUCGCUGUGAACUGCACGGCCGGAAAUGCUACAGCACAAGCAAACCCGCCCAGAGUAGUAGAGAAAACGGAUCAACCAGCACCACCGCGAGCUCAAGCUAGGGCAUACGCGUCAACCAGCAAGGACACUGGGAGGUCCGACGCCGUGGUGACAAGGUUCGAAUUAGAACCCUUAUUACAUGAAAUGUCUGUAAGCACCCCUGCGGGGGUAGACUUAGUAUCUAGGGAUAGAGUAAAGGAUGACCAAGUAAUCAUAGGGAACCAAACUUUAAGCGUUGACCUGAUGGUGGUAAACAUGACAGAUUUCGACGUCAUACUAGGCAUGGAUUGGUUAGCUGAAAAUCGAGCUAGUAUAGACUGUCGCAAAAAGGAAGUAAAAUUUUCACCACCGAUAGGACCUACCUUUAAAUUUAAAGGCACAAAUACCGGGAUUACCCCCAAGGUAGUCUCGAUGAUGAAAGCAAAGAGGUUAGUCCAACAAGGUGGAUGGGCUGUAUUAGCAUGUGCUGUAGACGUGAGAGGAAAGGAAGAGACCCUAGUAAACGUGCCAAUAGUAAACGAGUUCCCGGAUGUAUUUCCGGAUGACUUACCUAGAAUACCCCCUUCCCGAGCGGUCGACUUCGUCAUCGAACUCGAGCCGGGAACUGGGCCUAUUUUCAAAGCACCCUAUCGCAUGGCGCCAGCAGAGUUGAAGGAACUCAAGGCGCAACUGCAUGACUUACUAGAUAAAGGAUUCAUUCGACCUAGCGUAGAAGCAACAGUAUUCUCUAAGAUAGAUCUUCGGUCCGGUUACCACCAAAUUAGGAUUAAUGAAAAAGACGUACCAAAAACAGCGUUUAGGACAAGGUACGGUCACUACGAGUUUGUGGUGAUGUCAUUUGGCUUCACCAACGCCCCAGCUAUAUUUAUGGAGUUAAUGAACCAGGUAUUCAAAGAAUGCCUAGACAUGUUUGUGAUUGUGUUCAUUGACGACAUCCUCAUAUACUCGAGAACCGACCUAAAGCACGAGGAACACCUCUUAAAAGUCCUAACCACCAUAAGAGAGCACAAGUUGUACGCCAAGUUCUCCAAAUGCGAAUUUGGUUACGACAAGUCUCUUUCCUAG